UGACAGCCCAGACAACAACGAAGCCAACACAUGUUGCUGUCUGUCUGUAAGGAUGCACGUAGGCAACUCUAACUUAAUGGUGACUCUAGAGCUGUCCGUUAAAGAACCAAAUGUUAGUAGUUUAUUAGCUAUAGUGGACGACAUAAGUGGAUUUCGAAAGCCUUUGUUAAUGAAUUCCCUACACACGUAACUUGGGAUUCUCCUUUUCUCGUGUAGCUACUUGCAUAAUGAAUUGUGAUUGGUCCUUUUUUUACAAUUGCUAUUUCACAAUCUCGCCUUAAAUUGAAGCUAUUGAGAAAAGACGUUCACUGAGCGUCGUGACAGCGGCACGUUCGCGUGACAGCAGCAUUGUGUUGGCGUUCGUUUACAGUAGGCUACACACACACACACACCAUUAGAUAAAACAUAUACUUGCCCUUAACUGUGUAGUAUUCAAGUUCAUUUAAAUCUCAAGUGCCUUGUGAGCUAAGCUCUGCUAUUUCCUGCAGGAACUGCAAUCGCGCAGUUCGCACGGGCGCGCCCCCGAAGUGAAAGUGAAAGAUGGUGUGGGCAGAAAUUGACGUUUCCUUUCAAACACAAAUAUAUAGCUGCUCUCUGCCUGAGGUGCGAUUUGAUACACAUAGCCUACGUGAGGAUUUACACUUCUGCGUUACUUCUGAAUUCACCGGGACAAGUGGACAUGCAUAUUAUGGUUAUAUUGAUUUUAAUGACGGCCGCUUAUCAGCCUACUAUUGCCAGAGCAAGCGAUGAAUGUGAACCAUGGAAUAACACGCCAAACGCAGUUCCUGUUGGGAAACAGCCUGUUGACACGAGAAUUCGAAUUCAGUGUGAAAAGGGCUACGUGAGGAAAGCAGGAACAUCUAACCUGCUAAUCUGCAAAGAAAAUAAUGGCAACAUAUCCUGGGAUAACAAACCUCCACUCGAGUGCAUACGUGAUCCCAAAUUACCGAUGACAAAGACUACAACACCCACCACAGAAAGAACAGAAAUGAAGACUACCGCAUUUCUUGGCACAAGCAGGCCAACCACAGCAACAGGGCAUAUAUCUUUGACAACAACAAAUGAAGUUGUCACAACCAAAACAAGAAGAACUACACGCCUGACAACUUUGAAGAGCAUGACAAAAGAGGCAGAGUCUUUUACAACAACCAAUGAAAUUACUUCAACUAAUUCAACAUCCAGCAGCUUCACAAGCAGAGAUUAUAAGACAACAACAUCGUCACAUACGCCGUCAAGCUCGAUCACUUCAAUAAAAGGAGUCACUGUGUGUGUGAACACCUCUACUGUUUCUGAAGGAACUGAUACACUGAAAGCCACCAAUGGGUAUUACACAUCAACAAUAGUUGGAGUUUCAAGCAUAAUUAUCAUCUGCGUGGCAGCAGCUGUAUUCCUUUUCUGGUGGAGGUUAAGACAUCGAGAAAGAGAUAGUCCAGAAGUGUCCUACAUACCCGUACAGUUGGUGCAUCUGAACACUGAUCAGCUGAACCAAACAUAGCAGUCAACAAGCCCACAACAGACUCUGUCAAAGACACAAAUAAACCACAAACAGGCUCCGCCCAUAAUGCAGACAACACAAACAGGCUCCGCCCAUAAUGCAGACAACACAAACAGGCUCCGCCCAUGGUGCAGACAACACAAACAGGCUCCGCCCAUAAUGCAGACAACACAAACAGGCUCCGCCCAUGGUGCAGACAACACAAACAGGCUCCGCCCAUAAUGCAGACAACACAAACAGGCUCCGCCCAUAAUGCAGACAACACAAACAGGCUCCGCCCAUGGUGCAGACAACACAAACAGGCUCCUGCUGUUAAAGACUUUGCCCUGAGCAGUCCAUGACAUACCAUCUCAGCUGCACAUAUUUGAUUAACCUCCAUCCAUUGUGCUUUACCUCACUCUACUCCUUUUACGUUUUUCAGAAAAUUAAUAAAGUUUUUAUAUUGUUUUUACGUCA
Messenger RNA from Pimephales promelas (fathead minnow), 1951 nucleotides. The record is from RefSeq and is a predicted model, not a curated record. Lineage: Eukaryota; Metazoa; Chordata; Actinopteri; Cypriniformes; Leuciscidae.